CUUCUUUGGUUGUUCUCCGGUCGUUAUCAGCCAAACUGCUCUUUGAAAGAAUCUUCCAUUGAUUUCUUUGACUAUGAAUCAUUUCUUUCAACUUUCUCACAUUUGCUUCCUCUCUCUGCUUUCAGGUGAAACCCUUAGCUUACAAUCAUAACUCUUUUGGGUUUAUCUGCGAUUAUAUCUUCAUUUUUCAUACUGGGUUUUCGAUUUUCACUCUUUUGAAUCGAGAAAUGGGUUGUCAAAUUAGCAAGACGGCUGCUGAGGCUGAAAUCAAUGUCGGCACUGGUGCUAUCUCACAAACCCAGAUGCAAAAUGCCAAUUUGGAUCCAAUCCAAUUGUCUCUAACAAGCUACGAAGACGCCUGUCGUCUCGAUUCCGAUCUCCAAAGCUUCGAUUCCGUCCUUCAGCAAAGAACAGACCGAGUCAUCACCAUCCUCGCCGCCAAUGGUCUUGAACGUAACCUAUCUAUGAACGCCUUCGGAGAAGUCACACGUUUUCUUAACGAAAUGAAUCAGGAUACUGUUGAUUUCAUUCUUGCAUACAAGAAAGAUAUAUGGAAAGACAACGGUAUGUGUGAUCUCGUUCAGGAAUACUUCGAUUGUAGCCUUCUUACAUUGGAUUUCUGUACUUCAUUACAAAGCUGCCUGAAACGAGCACGUAACAGUCAAUUGAUGAUCAAUUUCGCUUUAAACAUGUUCGAAUCUGAGAAAAUCUGCGAUGGUGGAAAGAAUUAUGAACGAACAUUGCAGGAAUUGAGGAAUUUCAGUGCCGCCGCUAACCCUUUUGAUGACGAGUUUCUUUCUCUGUUACAAUCUCUCCCCAUGAAACAAAGAUCAUUGUUACAGAAACUUCAACGGACAAAAACGAUUCUUGAUGCGAAAUUGAAAUCUGCAAAAACAUGGAAGAGGGUUUCAAAUGUGAUUUUCGCUACCGUGUUUGCUGGCGUUAUAGUCUUCUCGAUUGUGGCGACAGCGAUUUCAGCACCGCCUGUUGUUAUUGCUUUGGCCGGAGCAGCUGCUGUUCCAUUGGGGACGAUGGGGAAAUGGUUGAAUUCACUCUGGACAAAAUACCAGAAGGAAUUAAAAGAACAAAGGGUAAUUGUUACAACAAUGGAAACGGGGACUUUUUUAGCGAUUAGAGAUUUGGAAGGGAUUCGGAUUCAUGUUCAUAGAUUGGAGAUCAAGAUUGAGGCUUUGUUACAGAAUGCUGAUUUUGCAGUUAGAGAAGAAGAUGAGGCAGUGAUGGUUGCUGUUGAAGAGAUGAAGAAGAUGAUUGAUGGGUUUAUUCAGGCUAUUGAUGAUCUAACUAAGAGUGCUGAUAAGACUAGGAGCGAUUUAACGAUGGCAAGAACUGUGAUCGUGAAAAAAAUCAUCCGUCAGACGUCUGAUCAUUGAAAAAGAGAUUUCUGAAACUAAUUGGACAAUGAAAAUGCACGAGUCAAACCGAAUCUCAGCCAAGCCAUGAGAAUCGCCACAAGAUUGAAGGUUUUGAUGCUUUCAAAACGAUGUGAUUCCGGGUCAAGUUAAUCUCUGCCAAUUGGAAGUUGGAAUUUACAUAAAUGCCAAGCUCUAAACUCAAGUUCUAAGAACCUUUAAGCAGAAAUUAGGUAAUAGCAGAGUCUUGGUACUCAAAACGUCGUCAUUACUGAUUAGAAGAGAUUAAGGUAAUAAAAGAACAUUAUUGGUAAUAUAUAUGGAAGAAACAACAUGACGAGAUUAAGGUAAUAAAAGAACAUUAUUGGUAAUAUAUAUGGAAGAAACAACUUGUUGAUGAAUCUAUUGCUUAAGGAACCGAAUAUUCCUAGUUUUUAUGUUAUUGGAUAUUAUUGUGUUUUUAUUAGUAAGUUAUUAAAUAUGUUAUAUGUUCUUCUUAAGACAAGAUGUUGAAAUUCUUAUGUGAGUGAGUAUGUUUUGCUUAUUGUUGUUUCUUA
Molecule: messenger RNA, 1927 nt
Organism: Impatiens glandulifera
Lineage: Eukaryota; Viridiplantae; Streptophyta; Magnoliopsida; Ericales; Balsaminaceae
Product: UPF0496 protein At4g34320-like
Exons: 2
Coding region: 228-1391 (387 amino acids)
Source: RefSeq, a predicted model, not a curated record